This is a messenger RNA of Diorhabda sublineata, 3031 nucleotides long. RefSeq names its product BTB/POZ domain-containing protein 6. Gene Ontology annotation, biological process: neurogenesis. Gene Ontology annotation, molecular function: protein binding. Gene Ontology annotation, cellular component: cytosol; P-body. The coding region runs from base 163 to 1698 and encodes 511 amino acids. The transcript is spliced from 7 exons. The record is from RefSeq and is a predicted model, not a curated record. Lineage: Eukaryota; Metazoa; Arthropoda; Insecta; Coleoptera; Chrysomelidae.
AUGUCAAAAAAUUAAUUACCAUUUAUUGUCAUUUGUUGUAAUUAUACGUAAUUGAAGUAAAUAAACAUAAAAAAAAAGAAUUUUGCAUUAGAUUGUUAUAUAAUUUAUCACGUACCUUUCAACACAUUCAUCUGUCCAAUAAUUGAGAGUUUUUGAUUUAAAAUGAAUGGUCCACCGCCGCCUUGCGACUGGCAAACCACCAGAAAGCUAGUAAAAGAAAGAAGUCAGUAUCUAUUAGAAACGGAAAUGUGGAGCGAUUGUCGCUUCAUUGUUGGUGCAGAACCAAAUCAACGAAUUUUCGAAGGACACAAACUCUUUCUAGCUAUGUCAAGUCCCGUAUUCGAAGCUAUGUUUUUCGGAGGCAUGCCAGAAAAAGACCCCAUCGCUAUUUUAGACGUACAACCCGAAGCUUUUAAAGCUUUACUUGAGUAUAUUUACACGGAUAAAAUAAAUCUAACAUCGUUCGAUCAAGCUUGCGAAUUAUGUUACGGAGCUAAAAAGUACAUGCUUCCACAUUUAGUGGAGGAAUGUACUAAAUAUCUAUGGUCGGAUUUGUAUCCGAAAAACGCUUGUAGGGCGUACGAAUUUGCUAAACUCUUCGAAGAACCCAUGUUAAUGGACAAAUGUAUAAGAAUUAUAUGCAACCAAACGCAAGACGUGCUUCAGGAAAGUAGUUUCGACGAUGUGGAACUUUCUACCAUAUUAACAGUAUUCGAUCAGGACGAUUUGAAUAUAAAUAGUGAAUUAGAAUUAUUUUCAGCUAUAACUCGUUACGCUAAUAAGCACAGUCACAGUUUAGGAGCUAAAGUACCUAGAUUGGACGGCGUAGCGAGUGCAACUGGCGAAACUUCUAAUACACACCCGGCGAUCAGAGAUGCUAUUAUGAAAAUACGUUUUUUGACUCUUACGCCUCAACAGUUUGCCGAAGGGCCUGGGAAAUCGAAUCUUCUAACAGAAUCUGAAAAAUUCGCUAUUUUGAUGAAUAUUUGUAGUCCCGGUUCUGCUGUUGCAAUGCCUGAAGGAUUUUCUACUUCUACUGUUAGAAGAAAAAAGAGGAUUCAACCUUAUGUAUCAGCUGGCGCUUCUACAAUGGACACUUCAUUUACAUCGAUGAUUAAAUUUAAUAAUCCAGAUUUGGAAACUAGUUCGGAAUUUUUUAAAAAAGUCUAUUGCACCCGUCAAUUAUUACAUAUAACCGAAUGUAUGAAUACCAGUGUACUAGAUUGUACAGUUACUUUUACGUGCGACAAAAAUAUUUGCAUAUUCGGUAUACAGGUUCCCGCACAAGUACCGAUUAACGAAGAUAGAGGUCCUACCGGAAACGUGUAUCCGGAAUUGUUGUACGCUCAUUUAUUAGACGCGGACGGAAGUCGUUUGACUUACACGCAUUUUACGAGCAGAGUAAAUUACAGUUCACUCAUCGAUAUAUCGUUCAACAGACCGAUAUACAUUCAAAAGAAUAAGGUUUAUAAAGUGGGCGUGGUUCUUAAUAAGAUGGGAUGCUAUCCGAUCGGAACCUAUCCCGAUCAAUCGACUGCCAACGGCGUCGUAUUCACUUUCUCACAAAGUCAAUGCGGCGAUUCUUUGAGAGACGGAUUAGUCAGAUCGAUCGUCUUUUCCAACGGAAACAACGGAAAUUUGCUUCCGUUGGUAUUGGGCGAUCUGUCGAAAAUACAAAACUCGAUUAACGUUUUAUAAGAAUUUUAUUAAUUUUGUGACUAAAAAGCUGGCAACAAUGCAAUCGAAAGAUAUGUCUGUUAUAUGAAAUAUAAUCGAUCAUUAACGUGGUGUCAAAUGUCAUUUUAUGGUCUCUUACUAUUGUGGAAAAUGGUUGAAAUGAAAUGAAUUUCGAUUCUUCGUUUUUAUCUCUAAUUGGAUUGUUCGCUUACGUUUUCGUUUGGAUAUUUGUGAUUUUCGAAGUUGACAGUUUAUUUUGAACUUUAAAAAUUCCUAUUGACUGCGCCAGUUAUUUUAAAUCGAAUUUCGAGAUCUACAAAAAAUCAAAUUUACUGGAAAAGUUGUUAUUGAUAAAUUUUAGGUUAUGUUUGCAAUUUUGACGUAUAAAUUGUAGUCAGUAGACAAAAAUUAACUAUAAACGCACGUUGGCAACCGUGUUUCAUCAUUUUUUCGACGUUUCAACAUUUGUUUUCGUCAAAAUCGGGCGAUUCUUGGAAAUCAUAACGAAAACGCGAUAAUUUGGCGUUUUUUGACCAGAAUCCAUUUAUCGAGUACUUCCGGUUUUACCGAUACCUAAUUGUAUAACGACAGUUCUCCUUAAUUACUAUAACCUAACCUAACAUGACUCAAUACCUGACCUAAUCGUAGCUAAAGUAAACUAAACUCAACCUAAAUGAAGCCAAAUUAAACUGAACUUAACCUAAAAGGAACUAAAGUAAACCUAACCUAAACGAAGCUAAAGUAAAUUUAACCUAAACGAAGCUAAAGUAAAUGUAACCUAAACGAAGCUAAAGUAAAUGUAACCUAAACGAAGCUAAAGUAAAUUUAACCUAAACGAAGCUAAAGUAAAUGUAACCUAAACGAAGCUAAAGUAAAUUUAACCUAAACGAAGCUAAAGUAAAUGUAACCUAAACGAAGCUAAAGUAAAUGUAACCUAAACGAAGCUAAAGUAAAUUUAACCUAAACGAAGCUAAAGUAAAUGUAACCUAAACGAGGCUAAAGUAAAUGUAACCUAAACGAAGCUAAAGUAAAUUUAACCUAAACGAAGCUAAAGUAAAUGUAACCUAAACGAAGCUAAAGUAAAUGUAACCUAAACGAAGCUAAAGUAAAUUUAACCUAAACGAAGCUAAAGUAAAUUUAACCUAAACGAAGCUAAAGUAAACUUAACCUAAACGAAGCUAAAGUAAAUUUAACCUAAACGAAGCUAAAGUAAACUUAACCUAAACGAAGCUAAAGUAAAUUUAACCUUAAAAAAGGAAAUGCAACCGAAACGAAGCUAAAGUAAACCUAACCUAAACGAAGCUAAAGUAAACCUAAACUAAACGAAGAUAAAGUAAACCUGACGUAACCAGUA